AUGGAGCAGGAAUGGCAGCUUGUGUCUCGCCGCCAGAGGCGUGGCAAGGCUCGCAAUGGGCCUUCGCAGCCCCGGUCAGCUCCGUCCAAAGCCCCCAAGCUCCACUCGAAUGUCGGCGAAGAGGCGGUGGAGCCUGUGGCCGAGGUCUCGGUCGAGAAGCAGAAGCUGAUCAUCCAGCGCGUGCGCGCCAUCGCCGACGUCCUACGAGACUCGUUACUGCUGAAGGACGCACUGCGCGUCGUGGUUGAACACUUUGAGCUCCAGUCGCAAGGCGAUGAAGACGACGACGCUGCUGUCGGGCCAGUUCUUGUUGGCUACGGGCUCGGGAGCUUCUGUGCGUCGUCCAAUGCGGUGCACCAGUUGGGCUUCUUGGUGGCCUUGAAAGAGGCUCUGGAUGCAGAAAAGGAGACUCCGACUGCGGAGGUUGCGGCAAGCAAAGACAAGAGUCAACACCGUGUCGAGAUAUUUGACCCCGCCAUGAACAAGAGCGACGCUGCGAUUGCUGGGAGCUUCAAUGUGGGCGUGAUUGAAGACAACGAGCACGGGCGGCGCUGCGUGGAUCGAAAGACCGUCUUCUUCAUGCCUCACUGCGGCAAGACGCUGUACGAGAACGUGCUCGCGUGCAACUGGGGGCCCGCCAUGGAGAAGUUGGUCAUCAUCGGCAACAGCUUCUCGGCCUACGGCGACCGCGUGCUUGCAGCGCAAGCGCGGCAAGAGCUGCUGCUCGUUCGCGUGCUGCCGUAUCUAGAGGAAGUGCCGCUGUCCUGCGGCGUCACCAAAGCGCACGCGGACUUUGUGCGCUACGAGGCGGCCUUCAACGACCUCAGCGCGCACCAAUUCCCGUCCAGUUCGCUCUCACGCGCGCUGGACGACGUGAGUCUGAGUGAGAAGAUGGCUGCAGUAGCUAAUAACUCAGCGGAUCAGUCCGACGACAGCAAAUGA
Messenger RNA from Phytophthora sojae, 942 nucleotides. RefSeq lists its product as hypothetical. Gene Ontology annotation, cellular component: cytoplasm; nucleus. Bases 1 to 942 code for a protein of 313 amino acids. The record is from RefSeq and is a predicted model, not a curated record. NCBI's taxonomy places the organism in Eukaryota, Oomycota, Peronosporomycetes, Peronosporales, Peronosporaceae. The transcript is spliced from 4 exons. Gene Ontology annotation, biological process: microtubule-based process.